This is a messenger RNA of Aspergillus tanneri, 411 nucleotides long. RefSeq lists its product as uncharacterized. Lineage: Eukaryota; Fungi; Ascomycota; Eurotiomycetes; Eurotiales; Aspergillaceae. The transcript has a single exon. The coding region runs from base 1 to 411 and encodes 136 amino acids. The record is from RefSeq and is a predicted model, not a curated record.
AUGUCUUCACUGCAACUGGUUGCCCUGAUUGUGCAUGACUAUGAUCCAGCUAUUUCCUUCUUUGUUAACAAACUUGGAUUUGAACUGGUUGAGGAUAAACCGUCCUUUACUACAGACGGCCGCCCGAAACGCUGGGUUGUUGUCCGUCCACCAGGCAGCCUACCCCAAACAGGGAUUCUCUUAGCUCGAGCCGAUAGUCCUGAACAGAGUGCUACCGUUGGUCGACAGUUUGCAGGCCGUGUAGGUCUAUUUUGGCGUGUUGAUGAUUUUCAAGGGACCUACAACAGGCUUUGCAGUCACGGCAUUCAGUUUAUAUCAGAGCCCAGAGCCGAAGAAUAUGGAAACGUUGCGGUGUUUCUAGAUUUUGUGGGUAAUAAGUGGGAUCUUCUUGGACCCAGUGGAGAAAACUAA